Molecule: messenger RNA, 1373 nt
Organism: Aspergillus ochraceoroseus IBT 24754
Lineage: Eukaryota; Fungi; Ascomycota; Eurotiomycetes; Eurotiales; Aspergillaceae
Product: SDR family oxidoreductase
Exons: 6
Coding region: 338-1231 (297 amino acids)
Biological process (GO): triglyceride catabolic process; phosphatidic acid biosynthetic process
Cellular component (GO): lipid droplet; endoplasmic reticulum
Molecular function (GO): triacylglycerol lipase activity; acylglycerone-phosphate reductase (NADP+) activity
Source: RefSeq, a predicted model, not a curated record
UACCUGCACUGAGCCUAUUGACACCUCUAAAAAACCAAAGUGGAAAAUCUGUUCAGAGAUGUAUUUAUAAAGACUGGAAUUUGAUCCCGUCAAAAAGUUGCAUUCUUAACGUUCUGUUCUUGCGAUUCGCUGGGAAGAUGAUUGAUUUCAUUGGCACGCUCACGAGCCAAGGCUCUCCCCGUCCGCAUACCGAGGUUUCAUCAGAAUAAUCUGCAGCUACAUAUCGACCAACGUUCAUUUGGACGUCCCAGAACGCAUGUCUCUGUCUGUCAUCGUAAUCAAUACUGUCUAAAUCAAUAAUCUUAUUGACUUUUUUAUUUCUCCCCCCUGGUUUGGGAUGGCUGCAGACCAAGAUAACCGCAAGACAGUGUUGAUCACUGGAUGCUCCCCUGGUGGAAUUGGAAACUCUCUUGCGCGUGAAUUUCACCAGCAUGGCUUGCGUGUAAUUGCGACUGCGCGGGAUGCAAAUUCCCUAGAGGAUCUUGCCGCUCUAGGUAUUGAAACCUUGAGCUUGACGGUUGACGACGAAGACAGUGUCCACCUGUGCUUUGCGGAAGUCGAGAGGAGGCUGGGUGACAAAGGGCUGGAUUAUCUUGUAAACAACGCGGGCCGUAAUUAUACGGUUCCUGCCAUGGAGGCACAGCUCUCUGAGGCCCGUGCAACGUUCGAAACGAACCUGUUUUCCGUGAUCACCAUGUGCCAAACCUUCCUACCCUUGCUCAUCAAGGCAAAAGGUACUAUCGUCCAGAUAGGAUCUAUCGCAGGAAUAAUUCCCUAUGUAUUUGGAUCCGUCUACAACGCCUCCAAGGCUGCUCUACACUCUUUCAGCGACACCAUGCGGGUAGAGCUAGCGCCCUUCGGUGUAAACGUCACAACUGUCAUAACUGGAGGCGUCCAGUCCCGCAUCGCACGUGUUAAGCGUACUCUUUCACCUAACUCGAUCUACGCCCCCAUUGAAGAUCAAUAUAACCGCCGUGUAACACACAGCCAGGAUGGCGCUAUGCCUCAUGCUGCAUAUGCACGAAGCGUGGUUACACAGGUCUUGUAUGGUUCUGCGCCCUGGCGCUGGCUCUGGCCCUGGGCCCAAGGCCGGAAGAGUUGGAUCUGGGAGGGGAACAAGAGCUGGGUGGUCUGGUGUCUUAUGGGUGGAUGGGCUUGGACCGGUCUGUUCCAUCGCAUUAUGACAAGAAUGUUCGGAUUAGACAAGCUGAAGAGGGCUCUUGGAAAGUGAACGGGUUGUUCCCAACCUUGGGAGGAUGCUUUAGGAGUAGAUUGCGAGUUUGUGAUAUAUUAUAUAGCUAUCGUAUUGCAUGACAAUCGGCUGCCCAUAAUAAUUGCGUACCAACAGUACCCAACGCACCCCUCUCUGACCG